AAUUAAAUUUAUUUCUAUGUAAAUACCCCUUCUCUCUCUCUCUCUGCAUAAAACUCUAGAUUCCAACAAUAUUCUAUAACCGAAAGUGUAAAUUCAAGGUCAAAAUCCUUUUUUUGCACUAAAAUGACCAACGAUAAGAAUAGUAUAUUGAAAAAUUCAGAACAGCCUGUCCCUCCCUCGGGACGCACGAAAGCGUUUUAAUUACAGGUAAGAGGGCUAAAAAGGGAUGUUAAAGGAAUCCAUAAAGCUAACGCUAAACUUAAAUCUACACUGAUUCUACUAAUGUAAUUUAGAUUACACGUUCAUUGUUUUUGAUUUGCUAUUCAAUAUGAUAUCUAUGGAGUACAUUAGGGCACGUCCUAUUCGUCCAUCAAUUUCAGGGGAUAGAGGAUAUAUUAGCGCGUGAGAAAAAUCUAGUGUUUUAAAGAGGAAGUAAUUAGGCAAUAUCAAAAAGACCAGGACAUGUUUGUAAAAUGCCUGAAGGAGUCGAUAGGUAAGUACCACAUUAGCGGAGAAAGCUUUGUAAAGAUACGUGGACUGAAUUAAACUCGGGAUACAGAUAAACUCGACUGCAGUUAUAGAUAAUAAUAAAUUUGCAACAAGUGAUUGGAUCAAAGAAUGAUAUAACACUGUAGUUCUGUAGUGAAUCGAACAUGGAAGAGGAACAUGGCUACUUGAAAGUGGAGCGCGAUUCCACACACCAAUCGACAUAUGAAGGAGCGGUAGACACUGUCUCUUCAACUCUCACAUACACGAGACACACAAUGGACACGAAGACAUUGUAUACAAGAAAACAUGGAUUGAACAAAAACGUGUUCCGUGGUUCAUCUAGAGUUUCCGGAAGUGAACCGGUAGAACAUGAUGAGGAAGGGGAGGGAGUUCAAUUAAAGGAACACCCCUCUAAUUACUAUUUGGGUUCCGAGAGUUCUGGAUACGCCGAAUCCUGGGACAGCAAACGAGAUCACCCAGUGCUGGACCAACUCCCCCAUGAUCCUGAUAGUGUAAUGAGGUCUUUCAUUCUCCGAUCAUCUAGUAGUAACUCAUCUAGCCAGAUUUCCGAUUUGUUCACGUCGGAAUGUUCAACAUGCAAGAUGUUCAGAGAGACAUGUCCAUCGCAAGAAACUAUAGAUUUCUGGAACGAGGUGGAAGCCAGUGGAAAUAACAGAAAAACGAACUGCCAUUCCAAAUUUUGGAUAAAGUUCUACGAGAAACUGAAAGAAAAAUUUCCCUUGGAAGAGGGGCUAAACAGCAGGCAGACUAAAUACUUACUGAAGACCCUCCUGGGGGUAGACGGGGCAGAUGAUAGGGAGGUCAGCUUGUCAAACUUUCUGAAGAUUGUGAGGUUCUUUGGGCCGGUGAAGACAAACGGCGAAUCUGGAAAAUGCUGCUUUGUGGAUCAUCUGCACAUGAUCGUGACGAAAUCAUUGAAGAAAGAGACACACAGAGAUAGCUGGUUUGCUGGUGAGAUGACAAGAACUGAGGCUGAAGGUCUACUUAUGAAGCAAAAGGACGGUACAUACCUCGUCAGGAUGAGUCAGAGUGGAUCGGAUAACGGCGACUUCGUGGUUUCUGUGAAGCAUGACAAUGAAUGUCAUCAUUUUGCAAUUGAGGGUAAUCCACUAGAAUCUUCCAGAAGUCCCACCCUAAACUGUCACCUGACCUUCCUGGGUAGGACUUAUAGAAGUCUUCCAGAGGCCAUUGAGGACCUACAGACCACCCCUCUGCAGGAAGAAGAGAAUGAGGAGGAUAUUUGGUGUACAAGAAUGUGUCCCAGUCUGCCAUUGAACAGCAUCGUUACACCGUAUAAACGAACUAAAUGAAGAAAAUCAAAACACGGCCGUCUCAAGCAAUUCAAGAAUUCUAAAAGGCAGUUUGGGAUUUCCACAUUAUUUUCAUGUUUAAGCACAGACAGGAAAUCAAGUUCUCAAGGAAGUAUUUUUUUAAUGUCAUAAGAGUUAAUGGUAAGAGUUAUACAUAUGAGGAUAUUCGGCACCCACUUGAUAAAAAGAAGUCAGGUACAUUAUUGGUAUUUGAUAUAUACAAUUUUUUUGUUUCCGUCAUUUUUGCGGCUGGUUGGAAUUCCUCAACCUUUAUCGAAGUAGACAUUUUUGUGCUGUGCUUUGAUUUUUAAGACUGCGUUUAUAUUCAAUCUUUAGUAAAAAGGAAACCCUUGUACAUGUAUAGAGGCUAAAGAAGAAUUCGUGAGAAGUAUGAUAAUGGGAAUGAAAUCAAUCAUCACGAGGAUACAAUAAACAAUUACAGCGAAAACUCGAUAAUGAAUGAAAUUGUAGACAAAACUAUUUUGAUAUGCAUAUACAUGUAUUGAGAUCUGACGAUAAACUUUUAAUAAAAUAAUAGUUAUGUAU
Ostrea edulis (European flat oyster) is the source of this 2366-nucleotide messenger RNA. RefSeq lists its product as uncharacterized. NCBI's taxonomy places the organism in Eukaryota, Metazoa, Mollusca, Bivalvia, Ostreida, Ostreidae. The transcript is spliced from 9 exons. The record is from RefSeq and is a predicted model, not a curated record. The coding region runs from base 654 to 1820 and encodes 388 amino acids.